Halichondria panicea is the source of this 1704-nucleotide messenger RNA. RefSeq names its product ankyrin repeat and SOCS box protein 10-like. Gene Ontology annotation, cellular component: cytoplasm. The coding region runs from base 1011 to 1385 and encodes 124 amino acids. Gene Ontology annotation, molecular function: protein binding. Gene Ontology annotation, biological process: protein ubiquitination. The record is from RefSeq and is a predicted model, not a curated record. NCBI's taxonomy places the organism in Eukaryota, Metazoa, Porifera, Demospongiae, Suberitida, Halichondriidae. The transcript has 9 exons.
UUCGUGUAUUCUUAUUGUAUUUUGCACAGCGAUAAGAAAAAGUUGCAUAAAAUGAAUCCUGACAAAGAAAGCAAACAAGAAAGGCUUCGAAUAAGGAGGGAUCGAGAGAGACAAGCAACUGCCCAAGAAACAGCUGAAGAGAAAGAAGUCAGGCUAGCCAAACGCAGAGAAAAGCACAGGGCACUCAAAUUCAAGGUAACCAUUGCAUGCACUGGAUGCCAAUAGAGCAUCCCAGCAACUGAGACGGGACACAGAGACUCCUGAGGCUAGGCAGGCACGCCUACAGCAAAUGGCUGCUUCCACCCAAACCAGCAGAGCUUCAGAUACUCGGCACGCCUACAGCAAAUGGCUGCUUCAACUCAAACCAGCAGAGCCUCGGACACUCCUGAGCAGGGGCGGAUCCAGGAUUUAAGGAAGGGGGGUUCUUAUAGUACUUCUUGUCCGCGCAAAGCGCGGGAGAGAUGGUUGUGACUGGAGGAGAGAUAGUAGUGGUCCCCAGUGGAAAGACAGACGGUGGUGGCUGGUGAAGAGGAGACUUGGCUAUAUUUAUAGACUUGUAGAACUUGACCAUCAAUAUAUUAAUGAGGGCAAUUAUACAUGUAACUGUAAGUAUGCAGUGUCAUUCAAUAUGCAGUGUCAUGCACUCUCCCUUACCUGAAACUUUCCUCUUCUUACACCAGGAGUCAAGGAUUCAUGGCUAGAUAUAAUAAUAUUAUCGCUUGACCACGGUGCAAAUCAAUGUGGCUGCAGUAGCCAGCCCCACCCUCUUGUUAUGUAGAGAGAACCAGCCCCACCCUUUUAUUAUGCAAAGAGAACCAGCCCCACCCUUUUAUUAAGCAGAGAGCUUUGUACGACUUUGUCACGACAGUACAGUUAGUUAGCUAGCUAGCUAAUAUAUACUAGCUGGAAGGGUAGUUCGUAAGAACCCAACGAACUACCUCUGGAUCCGCCCCUGCUGAGGCACGCUUGGAACAAGACAGGCAUAGGCGCUGAGUCAGGUUGGCCGAGUGAUGAAAGUGUUUCGAUUCCCUCUGGAGAUGUUCGAGUGGCAGUCAAUGGCCGAGUGUGGACGUUCAACCCUCAGGCCAUGGUUGCCUCCCCGGAUGAGAACCCUCCUGAACUUCCAGGUACAGAACCUGGCCGUCAUCGUGGCAGCUGCUGCAGCCGGAGAUGCCAACACUCUCAGAGAGUUCCUACGCAAACAUCCCACUGAGGUGAACACCAAGGCAGCUGGCAAGGCGGCCAUCCACUGUGCCUGUGCAGCUGGCAAUGUGGACGUGCUCAAGGUCAUCAUGGAGUUCGCCCCCAAUGUGGAAGUGGGGGAUGAAGAUGGUGACAGACCACUGCAUCUCUGUGCUUACAGUAGGUGUGAAGUUCCAUGGUAGUCUGAGAUCACCUGCCCCCCUACUGCCACAGCUAGGGCACACAGAGAGGUGGUGAGCCAGUCUGAGAUCACCUGCCCCCUACUGCCACAGGGCACACAGAGAGGUGGUGAACCAGUCUGAGAUCACUUGCCCCUCUACUGCCACAGGGCACACUAGAGAGGUGGUGAGCCAGUCUGAGAUCACCUGCCCCCUACUGCCACAGGGCACACUAGAGAGGUGGUGUACCCUACUCCCCUGCGUACUGGCAGUGCCACCCACCACCCUCCCACAGCCUCUCUGCCAGUUGGAGUUAUGGAUAUUGCUGGAGCCACUGGCGGUG